AUGGCAAGCACGGAUGUCGCCAUGGAUAAGGGCGAGACAACAAUAAUUCAAUUUCAGUCUGCUGAGGGUGAGAAAGCCGGUCCCUCUCUUGAUAUACCACUCUCCUCAACUCCUGAACAACUCACAAGUCUCCUAAACGAAUUACUCGAAAAUGACGAGCCACUGCCGUAUGCAUUUUUUCUUAGCGACUCCCGGGAAGAGGUUACAAAGUCGCUCAAAUUGGCAAUGAAGAGUGUGUCUGUGGGAAAAGAGAAGAUAUUGUCCAUUACGUUUCAGCCACAGUCACUGUUCCGCGUUCGCUCCGUUACUAGAUGUACAUCCUCUUUACCUGGACACGAGGAAGCUAUUCUCACCUCUGCUUUCUCUCCAGAUUCCAAGUCACUGGCAACAGGGUCUGGAGAUACUACCGUACGAUGCUGGAAUCCGGAAUCGCAGCUUCCCGACAAGACGCUGAGGGGACACAAGCAGUGGGUGUUAGCCAUUUGCUUUUCUCCCGACGCUUUGCGGCUCGCUACUGCUUCGAUGGAUGGUUCGGUUAGAGUAUGGGAUCCGACGCUAGGCGAAAUCAUAGGGAAGCCUUUGCUAGGGCAUAAGAAGUGGGUUACCUCACUCUUUUGGCAACCAUACCAUCUAUCCACCAAAUGCACUCACCUUGUUUCUGCAUCAAAGGACAAUACGUUGAGAAUAUGGAACACUGCGGCUUCGACGUGCUACAAGGUGUUAGCAGGCCAUAGCGCAGCCGUCACGUGCGUCAGGUGGUCUGGUGAAAAUGUCAUCUACUCUGCUUCUCAAGAUAGAACGAUAAAGGUUUGGGACCCGCAGACGGGGCUAGUUGUUCGUAACAUUAGUGCUCACGGUCAUUGGAUAAAUACCAUGACUCUGAACACAGACUAUGUUUUAGGAUGCGGGGCGUUCCCGAUGUUGGACGAAGCAACUGGUUACAUCGCGAAGAAACUCGACGCGGUAGUUGCGAGCAGAAGGUAUGAGGAUGUCAAGCGGAAGAUGGUGGGUGGGAAGGAACGACUAAUCACUGGCUCUGAUGACUUUACUCUCAUCAUGUGGGAGGACCUCGCAAAUAACCUGUCGAAACAUGCGAAGCCCGUGACUCGCAUGACCGGACACCAACAACUCGUCAACGAUGUGCGCUACAGUCCGGACGGAGUAUAUAUCGCAUCAGCGAGUUUUGACAAGAGCGUGCGGUUGUGGGAUGGAGCUUCAGGUAAAUUCCUCUUCACAUUCCGAGGACAUGUUGGUGCUGUAUAUCGAAUUGUUUGGUCUGCUGACGCGCGCCUGUUGCUCAGCGCGUCUAAAGACAGCACCUGUAAAGUCUGGGAAAUGAGAACGAGAAAACUGAAAUCAGAUCUGCCUGGUCAUUCGGAUGAAGUUUACACCGUGGACUGGAGCAUCGACGGAAAGAGAGCAGUUUCUGCGGGGAAGGAUAAAGUAGUUAAGAUUUGGCAUCAUUAA
Molecule: messenger RNA, 1467 nt
Organism: Chondrus crispus (carragheen)
Lineage: Eukaryota; Rhodophyta; Florideophyceae; Gigartinales; Gigartinaceae
Product: WD40-repeat containing protein
Exons: 1
Coding region: 1-1467 (488 amino acids)
Biological process (GO): ribosomal large subunit assembly
Cellular component (GO): nucleolus
Molecular function (GO): protein binding
Source: RefSeq, a predicted model, not a curated record